Messenger RNA from Cucumis sativus (cucumber), 988 nucleotides. Its product is annotated as MLP-like protein 43. The transcript is spliced from 2 exons. The record is from RefSeq and is a predicted model, not a curated record. The coding region runs from base 229 to 696 and encodes 155 amino acids. Lineage: Eukaryota; Viridiplantae; Streptophyta; Magnoliopsida; Cucurbitales; Cucurbitaceae. Gene Ontology annotation, biological process: defense response.
AGACUUUUGGUGAUCAUUUGCUACAAGCUGUCAUGACACUUAUUUAUUUAUUUAUUUUGUUAUCUCUUUCUUCCCCUUAAUUUGAGUUGUGUGUGUGUCAUGUGAGAGUAGAAACUUCUCUAUAAAUGAGGUCCAAGAAGAGAUGUUCUUGGCAGUGCCUUAUCUCCCCCUAAUCUUUCCUAAAAUAUCACUUUAUACUCCAAAUUAUACCCCCAAAAAUUCAUCCUAAUGGGUGAUCUAUAUGGAAAGCUGGAAACGGAUGUGCCAAUUAAAGCUUCCGCUUCAAUGUUUCAUGAAAUAUUUCACAAGAAACCUCAUCAUAUCUCCAAUGCCUCUACUGACAAAAUACACGGUGUCGACCUACAUGAAGGCGAAUGGGGCCAAGUUGGCUCCAUCAUUUGCUGGAAAUAUUUUCACGAUGGUAAAGCUAGAAUAGCAAAGGAGAUCAUUGAACAUGUUGAUGAAGAAAACAACUCAAUCACUUUCAAAGUAAUUGAAGGAGACCUUACUGAACACUACAAGGAUUUUAGGCUUACAAUCCAAUGUAUUCCAAAGGAGAAAGGAAGUGUGAUUCAUUGGAUCUUAGAAUAUGAGAAGUUGCAUGACCAGAUUCCAGAUUCACAUACUUUGCUGCAGUUUUGUGUUGAAGUCUCUCAAGACAUCGAUAGUAUGCUUUCUGAUAUUGAUGAACCCUAGGUAGAUAGUCAUGUUGGCAGUGACAUGACACACAAGAUUUCAGUACUCAUCAUUUCUCAGGUGUGUGUUGUUCGUUAUAUAUAAAUAAUUUGGCUUUUUACUAUGCUAAUUAAAAUUGUCAAUUCUCUAUAUUUAAUCAUUUAUAUAUUCUCUUUGUAUUGUGUGAUAUGUUUGGGAUCUUCUUUUUUUAUGUGUUGUAAUAAAGAGCAGAAAUAAUAUAUUCUUCUCAAUGUGUACUCUUUGGAAUGUGAAAACUAUAUAAUAUAAGUAAUUUCUAUGUAAUUGUGUUUUA